This is a messenger RNA of Malus domestica (apple), 784 nucleotides long. Its product is annotated as early nodulin-like protein 20. Gene Ontology annotation, cellular component: plasma membrane. Gene Ontology annotation, molecular function: electron transfer activity. The record is from RefSeq and is a predicted model, not a curated record. NCBI's taxonomy places the organism in Eukaryota, Viridiplantae, Streptophyta, Magnoliopsida, Rosales, Rosaceae.
UCUCGAGGCAGAUUACCAUUCGUCCCUUCACCUUCCGAAUAAAUACCACCAUUACCAUCACCAUUAUUUGCCAAACAGUUAUAAAUUAGGGUUUACAGAGAAAGCAGACAUUAGUGUGUGAAGUUAAGCGAUGCGGAUGAUGAAUUCGGGAGUGAUGGUGGCCGUGGUAAUAACGAUGGGGUGGCUAAUGGCGUCUGCAACCGCUAUUCUGCAUAAGGUGGGAGGCAAACAGGGUUGGGAUCAGAACGUCAAUUACACUGAGUGGGCGGCAAAUGAACAGGUUUACGUCGGCGAAUGGCUCAUAUUCAACUUUGACAAGAGGUACUACAAUGUUCUGGAGGUGAACAAGACGAGCUACGAGAACUGCAAUGAUCAAGGCUUCAUAAAGAACAUAACCCGGGGAGGGCGAGAUGUGUAUCAACUCACAGAGGCAAGGCCGUAUUACUUCCUCUCCGGCGGAGGUUACUGCUGGCAUGGCAUGAAGCUUUAUCUGACCGUCCACGAUGGGCUCCCACCUGCUCCAGAACUCGCUCCAGCACUUGCUCCGGCUACAAGUGUGGCUUGUCCUCCAAAUUCACUAACCUCCUCCGCCGCUGAGAUGUUGUUUCUAUCCAUUGCGCUUUGCUUAGCUUUAAUGUGGACGCUCUAGCUAGUUAGUUAUAUGUAAAAGCGAAUUAUAUGUGGUGGUGAUCAGGAUCUUCUGUAUGUUCUUUUGGGUGCAAGGCUAUGCAAGGCAUUUAAUUGUAGCCUUGAAUUGAAUGAAAUUCUUGAACUUUCAUACCCA